AUGGCGAGUGUUCCAAGAUCCACAGUCUUCUUCUCACACCUCUUCGUCUACCUUUCCUUCUUCCUUCACGCUUCCCCAGGGACAGACGAAAUCGACCAAGUCCUCUCCCACACACGACACGAAGACCAUCUUCAAGAUCCAAAAGAUGAUCCAACUCUCAACCUACGAUUUCACGUCAAAUGGAAAGGUUAUUCACAUAUACAUAAUACAGACGAAGUUUAUUCUUUCUUGAAAGGUUUCAAAGGUUUUAAAAAAGUAGAAAAUUACAUAACGAAAAUCUGGAUGAUUGAACAACAAUUCUUAAAUCCUUCUAUCGAUGCUCAAUGGAAACCGAGUAGAGAAGAAUUAGAACAAUAUGAUAUUGAUCGUGAAAGGAUUAAAGAAUUACAAGCUAGUUGGAAAAUUGUCGAAAGGGUUUUAGAUGAGAAAGAAGAUGUUAGAGAUGGUCAAAGGGUUUCUCUGUUUUUCUGUAAAUGGACUAACCUUCAAUACGCAGAAAGCACCUGGGAAACAUACGAAGAAAUCCGAGAAACAGCUCAAUCGGCUAUCGACGAAUUUCACGCUAGACAAUCACGUACCACACUACCCGCUCGGUCAGCCGCUUAUGCUUUGACAAACAGACCUGCGUAUCAAAAGAUUACAGAAGAUCCUCCGUAUUUGAAAGAUCAUGGGGAACUGAAACCGUUCCAAUUGACGGGUUUGAAUUGGUUGGCUUAUUUGUGGUGUAAGGGUGAGAAUGGGAUAUUGGCUGAUGAGAUGGGUCUCGGCAAAACAGUUCAAUCCGUUUCCUUCUUAUCUUACCUAUUCCACACACAACAUCAAUACGGUCCCUUCCUCGUCGUCGUCCCCCUUUCGACCAUAUCAGCGUGGCAAUCUCAAUUCCGUAUUUGGGCCCCAGACCUAAACGUUGUGAGCUACAUGGGAUCCGCCGCAUCUCGCGAGGUCAUCCGACAAACUGAAUUCGGUCCAUUACGAGCACUCCGUUUCAACGUCCUUUUGACAACAUACGAAUUCAUCCUCAAAGACCGGGCGGAUUUGGGACAAAUCAAAUGGCAAGCUUUGGCAGUGGACGAAGCGCACAGAUUGAAGAAUCAUGAAUCUCAAUUAUACGAAGCUUUGAAGAGUUUCAGUACCGCAAGCCGGCUGUUGAUCACGGGUACACCUUUGCAGAAUAACGUCAAGGAGUUGUUGGCUUUGAUGCAUUUCUUAAUGCCGGAGAGAUUCCAAUUGGCAAAUGAUUUCGACCUUACCGACGUCGACCAAGAAGCCAAGAUCAAAGAUCUUCACGAGAAGCUCGGUACGUUGAUGUUGAGAAGAUUAAAGAAAGACGUGGUGAAGGAAUUACCCACAAAAUCGGAGAAGAUCUUGAGGGUGGAAUUGUCCCCGAUGCAAACUCAUUAUUACAAGAUCACGAACUUUGCCGUGUUGAGUAAAGGUGGGACUCAACAAGUCAGCUUGAUGAAUAUUGCAAUGGAGCUCAAAAAGGCUUCAAAUCACCCUUAUCUCUUCGACGGUGCUGAAGAUCGCUCCAAAUCGAUCCACGAAAUACUCCGCGGGCUCGUGAUGAACUCUGGCAAAAUGGUGCUCCUCGAUAAACUUCUCACACGUCUCAAAGCGGACGGUCAUCGAGUACUUAUCUUCUCUCAAAUGGUCCGUCUGUUAGAUAUAAUCAGCGAUUAUCUUUCAGCUAGAGGAUACGUCUUUCAAAGACUUGAUGGAACUGUUCCGAGUGAUGUGAGAAAGAAGAGUAUAGAACAUUUCAACGCUCCAGGUUCGCCGGAUUUCGCCUUUUUGCUUUCUACCCGUGCUGGGGGGUUGGGAAUCAAUUUGGAGACGGCCGAUACUGUCAUUAUCUUUGAUUCCGACUACAACCCUCAAAACGACCUGCAGGCAAUGGCGAGAGCACACCGGAUUGGUCAACAAAGACAUGUCAGUAUAUAUCGUUUCGUGUCGAAAGGUACGAUCGAGGAGGAUAUUUUGGAACGAGCGAGACGGAAGAUGAUCUUGGAGUAUGCGAUCAUCAACCAAGUCGACACCACCGGUGGACACAUCAACGGUACCUCCACACCCCGUGACAAGCCCGGGGAAUUCUCGAAAGAAGAGCUCUCAGCCAUGUUAAAAUUCGGCGCUCAGAGUAUUUACAAAACCGACGAAUCUGCUCAAUCCAAGAAACUCGACGAAAUGGAUCUCGACGAUAUCCUCACAAAAGCCGACGCUUUCGAUACGGAAUCCGCCGCUCAACCCGGUGGUACUUCCCUUGGAGGUGAAGGUUUCCUCGCUUCCUUCGCCGCCAUCCAAGAUGUGAAGAACGAUCCUCUUGAUGAGUUGAGUUGGGACGAGAUCAUCCCCGCUGAGGAAAGGAUCAAGGCGGAAGAGGAAGAGAUCAAGACGAGCAGUACCGAUGCGAUGGUACAGAGUUCUAGGAAACGUGCGGCGGCGAGACCACCGGGGACUUACGAAGGUAUGGAUAAUGAUAUUGGUGAAGAUGGAAGUAAACCGGGUAGUCCUAGUGAUAAAAAGGCAAAAACACCAGGCGCGCCGAGGAAGAGUAAUGCUCAAAAGGCGUUAGAAUUGAAGGAAAGGGAUUUGAGAGUGUUGAUUCGGGGUAUACAGAAAUGGGGAGAUAUUCGCAGUAGGUAUGAUAUUAUAGUCAAAGAAGCAAAACUGGAAAACAAAAACCGAGUCAUCAUCAUCCAAACCUGCGAAGACGUCGUCUCCGAAGCCGAAGCCGCCGUGGCUAAACACAAAGCUCACCUCCGUUCACUUCAAGAUCGAGGUGAACCCAUCUCUUCAUCCCUUCGACAAAAAGCAGUCUUGUUUUCAUACAACUCUGUAUCUUCCAUCAACGCCGAAACUGUCGUCGCCAGAUACUACGAGCUAAAAGCUGUCGUGGAGCAUUUCAAACGGGUCGAAGAUAUAACAACGUAUCGCAUCCCUAAUGACAGUAUCAAACCUACUCAGAAUUGGACGGUGGAAUGGGGUCCGGAAGAAGAUACAAAGUUGUUGAUUGGGAUUUGGCGACAUGGCUUCGGGAGUUGGGAACAGAUUUCGCAGGAUGGACAAUUGAAUUUGACCGAAAAGAUGUUUUUGGAGGAUCCGAAGGUUGCGAAGAGCACUACUAAUGAGAAACCGGGUAUACCUGGACCUAUACAUUUGGUAAGGAGGGGUGAUUAUUUGUGCAGUCUCAUAAGAGAAUACGAAGAAAAUCGUAGGGUGAUGAUAGAACAACAAAAGCUCAUCGAGCAAAUGCCCGUCAAGGAAGGGUUCGGAUACGAACAACCAGUCUUACAGGUCCGUCUACCCAGUAUGUCCUCUACACCCGGUGCGGGACCUAGCAAAGCGAGAACGUCGGCUGUGGUGGAUGAUAGUUUGCUGGCCAGUGGUAAAGAAGGAAAGGCGAAGAGGAGAAAAACUCCAGAGUUCACAGAUUCGGAAGAUGAGGAUAGUUGCUCAUCAAUGGACGAAAAUGCAGUCAAAAAUCUUCUCCGACCGGUCAAGAAGAGUUUGAAAAAGCUCAAGAAUGGGACGGACAGUCUGUCAAGAGAUGAGAAAAUUGCCGCCUUGAAAGAAUGUCUGUCAGCUAUAGGAACUCAGAUCGAGAAGGCCUUGGUGGAGAAGGAAGCGGAGGGGGCGGAUGUUGCCAAAUGGAGAAAACAUUGUUGGGUUUUCGCAUCGUUCUUCUGGCCUCGACAAGGAGUAUCAGCUUCCAAGCUCAUGGACAUCCAUCAAAAGCUUUCCUUCACCACCGACCAAACCAAAAGCAAAGACGAAACGCAAGUCUGA
This is a messenger RNA of Tremella mesenterica DSM 1558, 3783 nucleotides long. RefSeq lists its product as uncharacterized. Gene Ontology annotation, cellular component: chromatin; nucleus. The record is from RefSeq and is a predicted model, not a curated record. The transcript has 16 exons. Gene Ontology annotation, biological process: regulation of transcription by RNA polymerase II; nucleosome organization. The coding region runs from base 1 to 3783 and encodes 1260 amino acids. NCBI's taxonomy places the organism in Eukaryota, Fungi, Basidiomycota, Tremellomycetes, Tremellales, Tremellaceae. Gene Ontology annotation, molecular function: chromatin binding; ATP binding; ATP-dependent chromatin remodeler activity.